This is a messenger RNA of Myripristis murdjan (pinecone soldierfish), 2427 nucleotides long. Its product is annotated as BTB/POZ domain-containing protein 1. NCBI's taxonomy places the organism in Eukaryota, Metazoa, Chordata, Actinopteri, Holocentriformes, Holocentridae. Gene Ontology annotation, molecular function: protein binding. Gene Ontology annotation, cellular component: cytosol; P-body. The record is from RefSeq and is a predicted model, not a curated record. Gene Ontology annotation, biological process: neurogenesis.
CGGAAGUGUGCGUCAUUUCUGGAGAGACGAGGCGAGCCUGAGCUAGCAACAAGCAAGCAUCAAAAUAACAACGAUGAAACCACGUAAAAGACCGUAAGUACUGCACGGUCGGUGUAAGUGCGUGUUUCCUCGUCGGUCACAGGUGAACGCAGAGCAGCGGGAAGUGCGCCAUGGCGACUGGCGGCGGCGGAUUGGCGUCAAACGUUGCAGGGAAGGUAGCAGCAUCCAAUGUGGCUCAGUCCGGAGCGGGCAGGACGGCCGCCGCGGCGCUCUCCGGUGUGCCAGUCUCCGCUCCUGCGCCGUCCAUCUCCCCCCCCGGUAUGGGCCUCCACCGGGAGCCCAUGUACAACUGGCAGGCCACGAAGAGCUCCCUGAAGGAGCGCUUCGCCUUCCUGUUCAACAACGAGCUGCUCAGCGACGUCAGGUUCAUAGUCGGAAAGGGCCGGCAGGCUCAGAGGAUACCGGCCCACAAAUUCGUCCUGGCCGCGGGCAGCGCUGUUUUCGAUGCCAUGUUCAACGGGGGGAUGGCCACUACCUCGGCCGAAAUAGAGCUGCCUGAUGUGGAGCCAGCAGCUUUUCUCGCCCUGCUCAGGUUCCUGUACUCUGACGAGGUCCACAUCGGCCCGGAGACUGUGAUGACAACUCUGUACACAGCUAAGAAGUAUGCAGUCCCUGCUCUGGAGGGCCACUGUGUGGAGUUCCUCACCAAGCACCUCAGAGCCGAUAAUGCAUUCAUGCUCCUCACCCAGGCCAGGCUAUUUGAUGAACCUCAGCUCGCCAGUCUCUGUCUGGACACCAUAGACAAGAGCACAGCUGAUGCUAUAAACGCAGAGGGCUUCACAGACAUUGACCUAGACACCUUAUGCGCAGUGUUAGAAAGAGACACACUUGGCAUCAGGGAGAACCGGCUGUUUGGGGCGGUGGUGCGCUGGGCAGAUGCUGAGUGUUACAGACAGCAGCUUCCCCUGACCUCAGAGAACAAACAGAAGGUUCUGGGGAAAGCCCUGUCACUCAUCCGCUUCCCACUCAUGACUGUUGAGGAGUUUGCUGCAGGGCCUGCCCAGUCUGGAAUAUUGUUCGAUCGGGAGGUGGUAAAUCUGUUUUUACACUUUACAGUAAACCCCAAACCACGGGUAGACUACAUUGACAGACCCCGCUGCUGCCUCAGGGGGAAGGAAUGCAGCAUUAAUAGGUUCCAGCAGGUUGAGAGUCGAUGGGGGUACAGUGGUACCAGCGACAGAAUCAGAUUCAAUGUUAAUAGAAGAAUAUCAAUAGUGGGGUUUGGCUUGUAUGGUUCAAUACAUGGACCCACUGACUACCAGGUCAACAUACAGAUCAUUGAGAGCGACAAAAGCCUUACACUGGGGCAGAACGACACAGGAUUCAGUUGCGACGGCACAGCAAACACCUUCAGAGUGAUGUUUAAGGAGCCUGUGGAAAUCCUACCCAAUAUCAGCUACACUGCUUGUGCCACUUUAAAGGGCCCUGACUCUCAUUACGGCACCAAAGGGCUGAAGAAAGUGACGCAGGAAUCAGCAACAGGGACCAAGACUACAUUUUUGUUCUUCAGUUCGCCUGGAAAUAACAAUGGUACAUCAGUGGAGGACGGGCAGAUACCAGAGAUCAUCUACUACACCUAGACUCGAACAUUUUGUCAAGCAGGUACACUGAACCAGAGUGACCUCAGACUGCUGGGAAGACUGGAUGCUGGAGAGAUUGUGCCUCAUGUUUAUGUGGAGUAAAGAAUGUGUGUGUGUGUGUGUGUGUGUGUGUGUGUGUGUGUGUGUGUGUGUGUGUGUGUGCGCGCACUUGCAUCUGUGCAUGUCUGCCUAUACAUUGAUGUGCAGACAUGGUUUUGAUUGAGUUUGGAGUGGGAAUCUGGUAGAGACUGGCUGGAGUUUUAGGGAAAUCAGUUUGUCUAGUUUGAAAAAGCUUUUUGGGCAUAAACGUAUCAUUGGUUGUAAAUUACCCAAAUACUGGUGCUCUGUCUGUUGGCAGCCAGUGCAAGAGUCUAGUUUCCAUGUUUGUAAUCGUAGACACUACCACUCGCUGGUUGAUGCCAUUUCGUCCUGUCAUUUUGUCCCAUUUUUGCUGAUGUGGUUAAUACCAAACCUGUAUACUUCUACCAUCUUUUAUUGUGCACUACUUUAUCAUUUAUUCAGCAGGUGUCUUCAAAGUAUUUUGUUUUGUUUUGUUUUGUUUUUUCUCUCCAAUGUAAUGAUGAUGAGGAUUAAUGUGUGCAUCAAUGUGUUUGCCAGUGGUACAUGCUGUAAUUUAUGAUACCAUGUUGUUUGCUUAGCACUUCAUUAAAAAGUAAGAAAAAAAAAACGUUCCAGGACUUUUAUGCCGAAAUGAAAGAGAAUUUCUAUUUUUAGGUUUUGUUUUUGUUUUUGUUUUUGUUUUUUUGGCAAUAAAAUGUGUCCGAGA